Messenger RNA from Vollenhovia emeryi, 1506 nucleotides. Its product is annotated as disks large 1 tumor suppressor protein-like. Gene Ontology annotation, cellular component: neuron projection; postsynaptic density membrane; neuromuscular junction. NCBI's taxonomy places the organism in Eukaryota, Metazoa, Arthropoda, Insecta, Hymenoptera, Formicidae. Gene Ontology annotation, molecular function: protein binding. The record is from RefSeq and is a predicted model, not a curated record. The transcript is spliced from 9 exons. The coding region runs from base 1 to 1476 and encodes 491 amino acids. Gene Ontology annotation, biological process: chemical synaptic transmission.
AUGUACACCCAAUUUCAUAAAUCCAACAUCGAAAUUGUAAAAGAGAUUCUCAAGAACAAUUGCUUCCCGAAGGAGGUCAUUGACAGACACAUUAGAAAACGCUAUAAGGAGUUAAAACAACACAACUUUCUGACAAAUAUGGAUGACAAGCCUUCCAAACCGAAAUUCAAUGCACGCAAUUGUAUACCACUCCCAUACAUUAAAAACAUCAGCCGUGGUAUUUUACGCAAUCUCGACAAAUGUGGUCUCAAGAUCCUACAUACCAUACCCAACAAACUCAACCGAAUUAUAAAGAAAGGUAAAGACAGUCUGAGUACAAGCAAGAGAACUGAAGUUGAUGGUCCAGCCUCCGCCUUGCCGUUGACCCAGACUCUGUCGAACAUUUACGGCCGCAGAUCGGCCAGUCCCGAUGUUCCAGGCUCCGAUCUAGACGAGACUCAGAAAACGAGGUUUGACGGCACGGGGGUGGAGGAACAAUUACCACCGCCGCCGUCGCCACCCCAAUUGAAAGAGGCGGCCCAACUAGAUGGAGUUCCCAGACUGAAUUCGGUCGACCGUAUCCUUCAUCCGGACGGUAUCCCGCACAUCGGUCAUGAGACGCUCAACAAGAGUCAUGACAGCUGGCAGGGACACGAUAGUGACCAGGCACACACUCCUCUUCUCGCAGCCGACACGAGACACGUGAACGGCGACGAUGAGUGGGACUACGAGGACAUCAUUUUGGAGCGGGGCGGGGCGGGCCUAGGUUUCAGUAUCGCCGGCGGCACGGACAAUCCCCAUUACGGCAACGACACCGCCAUUUACAUCACUAAGCUCAUACCGGGCGGCGCCGCGUCCGCGGACGGCCGGCUGCGUGUCAACGACACGAUACUGCAGGUGAACGACGUGUCCGUUGUCGACGUACCGCAUGCGGCCGCCGUGGACGCUCUCAAGCGGGCCGGCAACACCGUCAAACUGUACGUGCGCCGACGGAAACACACGCAGUUGAUGGAGAUCGAGCUGAUCAAGGGUAACAAGGGCCUUGGCUUCAGCAUCGCCGGCGGUAUCGGCAAUCAACAUAUACCAGGUGACAAUGGAAUCUACGUGACGAAAAUCAUGGACGGUGGGGCCGCCCAGGUGGACGGCCGCCUCGUCGUCGGCGAUAAACUGGUAGCCGUCAGGAACGCUUUGCAGGGCGAUAAAAAUCUGGAGAAUGUGACACACGAAGAGGCAGUGGCGACCCUGAAGGCGACCCAAGAUCGCGUCGUACUUCUGGUCUCCAAGACGGAAACUGGAAUCAUCCCCCCGCCGCCCCCUCCAAUAGCGACGGACAACUCUCUCUCGCCUCAGCCACGUAAACAAAACGGCUCCGUGUCCGCGAUGGAAAACAACACCGCUGCUCUACCGUACUCGCAAGAGUCGCGCCACGCGUCCUCUCUCGCUCUGCACGGCACCGGGACCCCACGAGCUGUUUCCCAGGAGGAUGUCUCACGGUGAGUCUCUCUCUCUCUCUCUUCCAUCUCUCGC